ACACACACAUAUAUUUUUUAAAGUUUUAAAGCUUUUAAAGCAAAAGCCAGCCCCUCCCUUCUCCCAGAGUGGGUGGCCUCUCCCCGUCUUAGACUGGGUGGGGACAGCGGUUGCGUGGGCAGAUUACCUUGUGAGCCACAGGUCCCUCUGGCCAUGCUGCUGUCUGGCCACACCCCCUUUCCCUUUCAUCUUUCUCAUUGACCAAUGGGCUUGGAGCAUUAAGGCCACACCCCUAUUCCGCAUUCUACUGGGGCCCUGGUUACGCCUCCUCUGGCUCAGUCGCACAGCAACCUGGUUGGUGACUGGAGGUGUUGAUCAGUGCUCGCUGGGAUUUUGCUGAUGUGGCCCCAACCCCGCCUCCCUCCCUACCCUGCCAUGGCAGGAGAAAUUCGAGAGAGCAAAUUGGCAGCAGCCAAGAAAAAGUUAAAAGAAUACUGGCACAGAAACAGCCCUGGUGGUCCAGCAGGAGCGAAGAAGAACGGGAAAACAAAUGGCAGUGUCCCUGAGACAGCCACUUCUGGUGGUUGUCACUCACCUGGGGAUUCAGCAACGGGUAUCCUCGGAGACAGCCCUAUAUCAUUUGCUCCCCUGAAGGAACUGGAGGUAAGAGGCUCUGGGCAGAGGUGCAGUGACCCUGCAGGCCGAUCCUCCAACCUCCUCCCACAGCAGGGACUGGGGAUAGUAUACAUAAAACAUGUCUGCAACAGUUCAAAAACACUCGGGAGAGAGCAACAAGGUGGCUGGGAGAUACUUCCCUUCUGUACUUUCUGA
Macaca mulatta (Rhesus monkey) is the source of this 771-nucleotide messenger RNA. NCBI's taxonomy places the organism in Eukaryota, Metazoa, Chordata, Mammalia, Primates, Cercopithecidae. The record is from RefSeq and is a predicted model, not a curated record.